AUCCAACGCCAGAAGCAACGGUCGUGCACAAAACUUCUCGUCGUCAGUCCGUCUCGCCAUUCAGCUCUUCGAAUCCAACUCUUGCUUCAGAAUCUCUUCAAUGGCGAAUUUCGGUACUUACCAGGAAUCGUGCCCUUCAAUAAAAAACAUUCUUCUUCUGGAUUCAGAAGGUAAACGGGUAGCUGUCAAGUAUUACUCAGAUGACUGGCCCACGCUAAAUGCAAAGUUAGCUUUCGAGAAAUCGGUGUUCACUAAAACUCAGAAGACAAAUGCUCGGACUGAAGCGGAAAUCACAAUGUUAGAUAAUAACAUUAUUGUCUACAAGUUCGUUCAAGACCUACACUUUUUUGUCACUGGAGGUGAUGAUGAAAACGAGCUCAUCCUAGCCACUGUACUUCAGGGAUUCUUUGAUGCAGUUGCCCUCCUCCUCAGAAGCAAUGUGGACAAAAGGGAAGCACUAGAGAACUUGGAUCUCAUUCUUUUAUGCCUUGAUGAGAUUGUUGAUGGAGGUAUGGUUCUUGAAACGGAUGCAAACGUUAUCGCCGGAAAGGUCGCAUCUCAUAGCAUGGAUGCUGGUGCACCCUUGUCAGAGCAGACCAUAACCCAAGCUCUAGCCACAGCUCGUGAACAUUUGACCAGAUCCCUUCUGAAGUGACACAUGCAACCAUGCGUGACAAAGAAAGGGUUUGUUUAGCUGUUCACCUUUCAGAUUUCUUUCAGGUAGGGCAGGGUGAUUUGCUUUCUUCAUUCUUAUUUUACUCCGUCCAGAUAUUCAGGCUAUUAAGGGAUCCAUUUUUGUUGUCUUUGGAUGGAGUACAAGCACAUGUUAGGUUGCACAUACCCUGUUGUAACCCGCUAUAUCAUGUCAUGAUUUGGGUACGAAGUGCAUUGACAUAUGAAUUGGUAAAUUGAGGAAUUGAUGGUAAAAUUUCUUAAAAUAUGUAACACUAGAUCUAAGGGCUGAA
Messenger RNA from Telopea speciosissima, 965 nucleotides. RefSeq names its product coatomer subunit zeta-1-like. The record is from RefSeq and is a predicted model, not a curated record. The transcript has 6 exons. Gene Ontology annotation, biological process: intra-Golgi vesicle-mediated transport; intracellular protein transport; retrograde vesicle-mediated transport, Golgi to endoplasmic reticulum. Gene Ontology annotation, cellular component: COPI vesicle coat. NCBI's taxonomy places the organism in Eukaryota, Viridiplantae, Streptophyta, Magnoliopsida, Proteales, Proteaceae. Bases 101 to 655 code for a protein of 184 amino acids.